UCUUUGUUGAUGUGUCAGCUCCGCAGGGGUUUUGGGGGGGAAGCCUCGGCUGAGAGCCAGGGACCGGCGUGGUCUCCGCGCGUGACUUCCUCGCCCACUCCGCGUCGGCGGGACCCCGCCAUGGAGACGCUGGCCCCGGAGCCGGAGCUCCCUCGGCCUCGUUAGGGUGCGGCCCGGGGCCGGACGACGGACGAUGUAAAUGAAGAGCAGGAGCAUAUUUGAAGAAAUGCAGAGUGAAUUGGUGCCUGUCAGCAUGUCAGAGACAGAGUGCAUAGCUGCCAUUACUUCCAACGCAACUACUGGGGAAACAUCUGAGUUAAAGGGUGACUCAUGCAUCUCGGUUCCUGGUGACAAAAGCCCCGGAUUAGAAGCAGAAUCGGAACUAUUGUCAUCGAACUCUGAUAGAAUUUUGUAUCAAACUAAUGAACACAGUAGUCAGAUUGAAGUCCGGGAAAGUCAUAUUCCAGACUGUGGCGGUGGUGAGAAUUCUUGUGCUAAAACGGAUACACGCCCAGAAAAUUCUGAACAAGUAGAUGACUUUCCUGGAAAACAAGUGUCAAAACACAGUGAACCAGGACAGACGGUGACACAGAUACUAGCAGAGCUGAGGUCGUCUGCAUUCUCAGAAGCUGGUCCUCCACAGGCGACCUCCACAAGCCUCUACGACACAGACUGCACCAGGACACUCCUUGCAGAGAUGAAGACUGCUUCGGCGUCAGAUGAUUUGUUGGGGGAAAUAGAAUCUGAGCUCUUAUCUGGAGAGCUUGCUGAGGAGCACCACGUCCCGAAUGGCGUGAGCAAAGGACAGCAUGCUUUGGCCCUCUUUGAGAAGUGUGUGCAUGGCAAGUACCUGCAGCAGGAGCUCACCAUUAAGAAAUUAAUUAAAGAAAAUAAGAAUCAUCAGGAACUCAUCUUAAAUAUUUGUUCAGAAAAAGACAAUUUAAGAGAAGAACUGAAAAAAAGAACAGAAACAGAGAAGCAGCAUAUGAACACAAUCAAACAGUUAGAAUCAAGAAUAGAGGAGCUGAAUAAAGAAGUGAAAGCAUCCAGAGAGCAGCUCUCAGCACAGGAUGUCACAGCGAAGAAUACCAUCCAGCAGAUCCACAAAGAGGUGGCCCAGCGUAUGGAGCAGGCCAAUAAGAAAUGUGAAGAGGCCCGCCAGGAAAAGGAAGCCAUGGUAAUGAAGUAUGUGAGAGGUGAGAAGGAAUCUCUAGACCUUCGAAAGGAAAAAGAAACACUUGAAAGAAAACUUAGAGAUGUAAAUAAGGAAUUGGAGAAAAACACUAACAAAAUUAAGCAGCUUUCUCAAGAGAAAGGGCGACUGCAGCAGCUCUAUGAAUCGAAGGAAGGUGAAACGACCAGACUCAUCAGAGAAAUAGACAAACUGAAGGAGGAGAUCAGCUCUCACGUCAUUAAAGUAAAGUGGGCACAGAACAAGCUGAAAGUGGAAAUGGACGCGCACAAGGAAACCAAAGAUAAACUCAAAGAAACAACUACGAAAUUAACACAGGCAAAGGAAGAAGCUGAUCAGAUCCGGCAAAACUGUCAGGAUAUGAUAAAAACGUAUCAGGAAUCUGAAGAAAUUAAGUCAAAUGAGCUUGAUGCAAAGCUCCGAGUCACAAAAGGGGAACUUGAAAAACAGAUGCAAGAGAAGUCUGACCAGCUGGAGAUGCAUCAUGCCAAAAUAAAGGAACUGGAAGAUCUCAAGAGGACGUUUAAGGAGGGCAUGGAUGAGCUUCGGACACUGAGAACAAAGGCCAAGUGUCUAGAAGAUGAGCGCUUGAGAACUGAAGAUGAAUUAUCAAAGUACAGGGAGAUUAUCAACCGUCAGAAAACUGAAAUUCAGAACUUACUGGACAAAGUGAAAGUCGCAGAUCAGAUACAAGAGCAGCUCCAAAGUGGUAAGCAAGAAAUUGAACGUUUGAAGGAAGAAAUGGAAAGCCUGAAUUCUCUGGUUACUGACCUGCAGAAGGACAUUGAAGGCAGCAGGAGAAGGGAGUCCGAGCUGCUGCUGUUCACAGAGAAGCUCACCAGCAAGAAUGCACAGCUGCAGUCCGAGUCCAGCUCUCUGCAGUCACAGGUGCACAGCCUCUCUUUCAGCGAGAGCCAGCUGCAGAGCCAGUGCGGGCACCUGGCACAGACUAAUGCCGACCUGGAAAGCAGAUUGCUCAAAGAGGAAGAGCUGCGGAAAGAGGAGGUCCAGACCCUGCAGGCUGAGCUCUCUGCUGUCCAGACAGAAGUUAAAGCCUUGCGUACCCAAGUGGAAGAGCUGAAAGACGAGUUGGUGACGCAGAGGCGCAAGCACGCCUCUAAUGUCAAGGAUCUUAGCAAGCAGCUUCAGCAAGCACGUAAAAAGCUAGACCAGACUGAGAAUGGAGGCUAUGACAAGGAAGUCAGCAGCAUGGGAAGCCGCUCUAGUUCGUCAGGGUCACUUAAUGCUCGAAGCAGUAUUGAAGACCGGUCUCCAGAGAACACCAGCGCCUCUGUUGCUGUGGACAACUUCCCGGAAGUGGACAAGGCCAUGCUGAUUGAGAGGAUAGUGAGACUGCAGAAAUCACAUGCCCGGAAGAACGAGAAGAUUGAAUUCAUGGAGGACCACAUCAAACAGCUGGUAGAAGAAAUAAGAAAGAAAACCAAAAUAAUUCAGAGUUACGUUUUACGAGAAGAAUCAGGCACACUUUCUUCAGAAGCCUCUGAUUUUAACAAAGUGCAUUUGAGUAGACGCGGUGGCAUCAUGGCGUCCUUAUACACAUCCCAUCCCGCUGACAGCGGGCUAACACUGGAGCUCUCUUUGGAAAUCAACCGAAAAUUACAGGCUGUUUUGGAAGAUACAUUGCUAAAAAAUAUUACUUUGAAGGAAAACCUGCAAACACUUGGAACAGAAAUAGAGCGCCUUAUUAAACACCAGCAUGAACUGGAACAGAGGACGAAGAAAACCUAACACAAAGCUCUUGCCCAGUAGACAGACAAGAGCCACAGAGCAGCAGGUGCCACUGUCCAUGUCCUGAAACAGGCCCGCUUUGUGUCAACUAAUCAAAAGUUUGCUCUGCUUUCCUGUGUAGACGUGCCCUUUUAUGAACAGGUGCGAUGGUGUGUGUGCUGGUACUGUGAGCUCAGCGAGGCUCAUUUCUAUGCGGGGCAGCUCAGCCGCCUGGUCGCUGACUAAGUGUUUAAUGUCCUUAUUGCCCGAAAGUGCUAAACAUUAGUACCACGGUUUAACAAACAAAACAAAAAUUUGCCAUAGUUCUUCUCUUAGUGAUUUCAGCCCUUGGAAAGCAUUCAUGAAAAGACAGGUUAUCAUCAUUCAACCAUUCGUUAUUUCUGCAACACAAAAAGAAACCUAGAGAGAUCAUUAAGUUUUUCAAUUUUGAUCAUGGCCCAUUGGUCACCCCUGUGUCCUAGCUACUUCAAAGGCUAAAGAGGCUUUCUUGAGCUCAUUAGUUCAAAGCCAGCUCAGGCAGCAUCUUAAAAUCCCAUCACAGAAUAGCCUUCAGUUGUGCCGUAAGCAUGUAUGUGAGUACUUAAGUCAACUCUGAUUUUAGUGACAACCUAGACAGGAGAGCUGGCUGUUGGUGACUAGUGGUGGCCAGACACAAUCUGUCAGGUGUCCUUACCUGUCGUAGGUACAUUUUUAUAAUUGAGUUACUGGUUGAAAUUUUUAGUUACUUAAACUAUGAUUUUUAACAAUAUGUGAACUGAAGAAUUUCCUGUGGGUUUGUUAGAUUUUGAAAUGUGGAAUGGGCCAGUCAUUAGAACAGAUAAAUGAAGACUUUGAAGCUGACAUACUUUCUGAUCAACCUUCGUUUCCCUGACACUGUGUAAAGGUUUGGAAUAUAAGGGCUUAGGCAGUGGCUCAUAUGUUGGUCCACAGCACAGGGAAAGUUUCUUCAAAUGUGAGGUUUCAGUAUAUUGUUUAAAAUUAUACAGUUAUAUCUUAAUAGCCAAAGGAGCUUUUGAGCUAAGCUGUUGUAUCUUGUUGGGUAUUUACAGUGUUUAAAAUGUAUACUUAAAUGUUGCCAACUGUGGUAUCAACAUUUCUGUCAUUGAAUUUUUUUUCCAGUUUAUAGCUUCUCACUUAGCAGAACCUAAACACUAAACAUUGUGUUCAGACUUGUCUGUACCCUGGAGCCCUUGGAACAAGCUUCUGUUUUGCGUUUGGGCUUUUUCCCCCCCUCUUAAGGGACUUGAGCUUUGGGAUAGAUGCUUGUAAAGAGUUGUGUGGUCUGUAGCUGGCCAUGGUAACACAUGCCCAUAAUCCCAGCACUCAGGAGGAAAAGAAAGAUGAGAGGGCAGCCUCAAGUGCAAAGUGAGCUGGAGGCCAGCCUUGGAAGCCUGUGUUUAUGUAGAACUGUGUGGGCUCUAAUCGGUAUCAUGUCAGCACCCUGUGAAUGUGUUUUAACAUUUCCUUAAAUCACCAUUGAUUAUAAAUGUAAUUUACCAAAUCCUAGAUGUCAAUACAAUGUCUUUUUGUGAAUAUUUAUUGUUGUCCAAAAAUUAUCUCUUAGCUUCAUAGUGAAAAUGCAUUCAAGGUGGUUUUAUUUUUAAAAUAGUUGUAAAAAGUAUUAGCCAUAAUAUGUCUUGCUCUUUUUAUUAAUAAUUUAUUAGAAUAAAGAAUAAGAGGAUAAGUGCAAUAAAUUCUGGAUUAUUUUCCAUUUAUUCCUAGACAUACUUGUAGCAUUCCGAAGGUCUGCAUGGUGUAGGCAGUAACGUGGCUACAUUUCCCUGGUUCCUCAGCUGAUAAUUGACUCAUGAGUUACAGUAACUGGGUUCUAAUUCCGAGACACAAAAAUGUAUAAUGGAGACCAUUGUGAUCAUGUCCACAGUACCCUGUGCCUGUCUACGUACUUUAAAGUCUGUACACACUUGGUACUGAUGGGAUAAGCUAGUGUUGAUGUCCGUGCCUCCAUGUACUGGGAGAACUUAAUGUGAUAGAGUAUAAAAAUGUAAUUACUAAAAGACAUGCUUUGAUCAUAUUGUUGCCUUUUCCCUAUCUUUAAAGCUUAAAAAGCUGGGGAAGCUCUUUAUUAGGCUUCUCCUGUGUCCUUUCAGAUAUGGUCAAGACUGAGCAAAGUAAUGUAUAAGGGGUCUGUAUCAGAAAGAACCUUCUCCACUGAUUUAUAAACAGCUCCUGGUACAGAUUUCUGAGGUCCCACUGAUUGAAUAUGUGGAAGAAAGAACCAGAGACCCCAGGGGGGAAUUUGUUGUAUUUGAUCAUUUGAAAAUGAUUAUUUGUUACUCCCAUUGUUCCAUCUCACUCACAGGUGAGUUUGGACAAAAUGAACAAUUGGCGGUUUGGUUGUUUCCACAUAACCACUUAGAGUGACUCAGUCAGGCUAUGCGUGUAUUUAUUAACCUAAGAAACACAUUGCCUAAUAAUAAGCACCUUGCCAGACACUCUGCAGGGGUCAUGGUUACUGCUGUCCAGUUUUCUUGGGGCUUGUGGUCUCUUAACAAUGGCAGGGCAGACUUCAGGCCCCACACCUGGGUAUUUCUGGGCUAAGUAGAGAGCUUAUCCUCUUGCACAGGUAGAUAGAUGGCCCAAGAGCCUCCGCCUGGCCUGGAGCUCUGCCUGGGGAGCACUGUGAGCAGAUUGUGUCUCCAUGGUGCUCUGCACAUCUCUUUAACUUGGAAAAGGGGGAAUCCGAAGAUCAUGAGGGAACAGGGACGUACGUUAGAGUUUAGCACUUAGUAGCCUCACUGGCGCCUGCUUGGUGCCCUGAAAUGAGUCCAAGUGUGUCAGCCUUCUCAAUUCUCUUGUACAGGCUGCUGGUUGUUUUCUAAAUACUUUUACAAGAAAAUAGGCUAAAACUUGGGGGGGGGGGGAAGAAACUAAUAGGCAAAAACUUGGUGGGGGGACAGAAACUAUUAUUAUGUGAUAUAUGUUGCCAUGCUAAGUAUAUUUUUUAUAAAUAGUGUCAUUCAUGCUUUGGUACUCUAAUCUCUUUUUCAAGAUUUUUUAUUACACUUUAUUCCUUUUGUAUCCCAGCUGUAGCCCCCUACCUGUUUCCCUCACAAUCUCCCCCUUCUCCCAUGCCCCUCCCUUAGUCCACUGGUAGGGGAGGUCCUCCUCCCCUUCUGACCCUAGCCUAUCAGGUCUCAUCAAAUUGUCAGUCUUUAACACCAGUUGGUGGCGCUGGCAACCUGAGAACUGUCCAAAGAAAAGCAAAGAAAUUGAAAAGCAAACUAAAUGGGAAUAUAUGCAUGUUGGAAUACCUAUUUCCUCUUCAGUGGGCUCUUGAAGUGCAUGUGGCUAUUCUUCAUGACUGCUGCCGUCUUCCUGUAGGCGUCUGCGCUGUAUAGAUAACCCUGGAUCACACUGUGCAUUCUGUAAAUACUCUGUAUAAAGCAGUGCUCUUCAGAAGAGUGUGUACAUUCUGUACUUAUUAUUAAAUAAGCAGUGCCUGCUUACCAUGUC
Psammomys obesus (fat sand rat) is the source of this 6415-nucleotide messenger RNA. It is a transcript of the gene Ccdc186, whose product is annotated as coiled-coil domain containing 186. Gene Ontology annotation, biological process: vesicle cytoskeletal trafficking. The coding region runs from base 200 to 2941 and encodes 913 amino acids. Gene Ontology annotation, molecular function: small GTPase binding. The transcript has 16 exons. The record is from RefSeq and is a predicted model, not a curated record. NCBI's taxonomy places the organism in Eukaryota, Metazoa, Chordata, Mammalia, Rodentia, Muridae. Gene Ontology annotation, cellular component: trans-Golgi network.